Molecule: messenger RNA, 318 nt
Organism: Auanema sp. JU1783
Lineage: Eukaryota; Metazoa; Nematoda; Chromadorea; Rhabditida; Rhabditidae
Source: the annotation of a GenBank genome assembly
AUGCGUUCCCUUCUUGUUCUUCUCGCUGUUGUCGUCGCCGCUUACGCCGUCGUCGUACCACCAGCAAAAUACGCCAGCACUGCUGAAUGCAUUAUGUGCGAAAUCGCCGUUAAGGAAGCUGACCAACCAGCCGACAAGGACCUUAAGGCUAUCGAAAACGACUUCAUCAAGGAGUGCGAAAAAAUUAUCCCAGGAAAGCUCGGUAAAAUGGAAUGCCAAAAGUACGCCAACAAAGAAUUAGGAGGAAUCAUCAAGGAGUUAGAAUCCGGAACUGCUCCAUCUGAUGUCUGCCACAAGAUCCACUCCUGCCCUAAGUAG